Molecule: messenger RNA, 395 nt
Organism: Drosophila subobscura
Lineage: Eukaryota; Metazoa; Arthropoda; Insecta; Diptera; Drosophilidae
Product: protein dpy-30 homolog
Exons: 1
Coding region: 7-363 (118 amino acids)
Source: RefSeq, a predicted model, not a curated record
CUCAAAAUGUUAAGCAAACAAGCAAAAGUAAAAUCCAAAAGUUGCCGAAAACAGAGCAAAGUCCAAUCCCAGUCCCAGCGAAAGUCGGCCAUCGACUGUCCACCCAUGGAGAAGCCAAAGAAGAAGGAGGCGCCACCACCACAGGCAGAGGCAGAGGCGGAGGCGGAGUGCAACAGGCCCAAGUUCUAUCGCUCGCCAGAGCAGAAGCGAGUCUACUUGGAGCAGCAGGCGGUGCCCAUUCUGAUGGAGGGAAUGCUGGCUGUGGCCCGCGAACAGCCCCGCGAUCCCAUCGGCUACCUGGAGAAGUUCUGGCUGCAGGACAGCCACAAGUGCGACAUUCAGCUGCCCCAAAACAUUCUCUGAAUCGAUUUUCCCAUCAAAUCAAAUUUCAAAUU